This is a messenger RNA of Aaosphaeria arxii CBS 175.79, 1168 nucleotides long. RefSeq lists its product as uncharacterized. The transcript has a single exon. NCBI's taxonomy places the organism in Eukaryota, Fungi, Ascomycota, Dothideomycetes, Pleosporales. The record is from RefSeq and is a predicted model, not a curated record. Bases 230 to 994 code for a protein of 254 amino acids.
CUAUUGGGUGCGUGGCCGGGCGCGUCCGUCAACUAAAAUUGUGGACGAACCUUCAGCUCCUCCAUUACCUACUACUCAUACUCAUACUCAUACUCAUACUCACUCACUCACUUGUAUUACAGUACCGAAGCUAAAGUCACAGCUUAGAGACCCUUUGAGCCACCUAUACUCCUCCUACUGCGAACUACAAACGCCUCAUAUCUUUGUCCAUUCAACGGCUUACCUAGGUAUGGCCGACGUUCGUUCUUUGCUGCGCCAGGAGCGAGCAUCUCGACAGCAAGCUACCCGUCCACAAAGACAAUCCGCGGCACCCGCAUCCGCACCUAUAUCGAGGAAAAGAAAGGCUGUCGGAGAUACCGCCGAAGAAAGGAAGAGAACCAGGACAGAGGCGGCCGCAGGCGUUCCCGCAGGUUUCUUCGACUCAGGUGUCGCCGCCGAUGACAAUAUAAGCACGGAGGUGGCGCCUGAGGUCCCAACAUCAACAAGCGCACAAGAAGAUGUCCCGUCUUCGGAGACUAUCGCAAACGAUGCGAGCAAUCAGCCGUUCCAAACUACGGUGCCAGCUCAUCCACCUGUCAGCGCCCCCGAUGAGGACCUGGACGCAUUCUUGGAGGAGAUGGAACAAACGCCUGCGCCCGCGCCACAUGUCAAACCCUCCACAUUCGGCGCUGCAGUCAUCGAGGCAGCGCCCAUGACUGCUGCUGAAAUCGCCGCUCAAGCACGGGAAGAACAAAGCGCGCAACGAGAAAAGAGGGAGGAGGAGGUCGAGGCAGAAAAGGAAGACGCGGACCGAGCUUUGCAGGACGAGUUUGAGGAAAUGGAAGGUCUGGAAGAAAGAGUCCGGACAUUGAGGGAGAAGAGAGAAGCCCUUCGCAAGCUAGCCAAAGCAGAGGAAGUUAUGGUGGUGGAGUCGAAUCAAGCAUCCCAGGACGACGAUGAAAGUGCAUCAGAGGACGAAGACGAUUGGGACGAUUGGAGGUUUCGCGCAGCGUAAAUCGCAAUACUCAAAAAGUCUAGCAGGAGCAUCGAGCUGUAUAUAAUACUAGUACCAAUAUCCCUUGAGGAUGAUUGGCAAUGAUACCCUUCUCGUUAUGUAUUCUAGAGGUUCCUGGUUUCCCACUAUUGCGAUUAAGUCUAACAUGGACAAUUCCCCAAUUGACUCUUUGAA